Uranotaenia lowii is the source of this 5430-nucleotide messenger RNA. RefSeq names its product myotubularin-related protein 4. The coding region runs from base 6 to 4745 and encodes 1579 amino acids. Gene Ontology annotation, biological process: dephosphorylation; regulation of autophagy. The record is from RefSeq and is a predicted model, not a curated record. The transcript has 13 exons. Gene Ontology annotation, molecular function: protein phosphatase binding; metal ion binding; phosphatidylinositol-3,5-bisphosphate 3-phosphatase activity. Lineage: Eukaryota; Metazoa; Arthropoda; Insecta; Diptera; Culicidae.
AGAACAUGGAAGGUUCUGGCGAUGGUUCACCGCAGUCAUCUAUGUGCAUGGUAAAAGCGGCCGAGCUUUUUCCCAAACCGGUGCUCGAAAAGGAAGAGGAAAAGUUAUCCGUUCGAUUUCCUGAAUUGGCCGGUGAAUCAGUGAAAUAUCUAGGUCAAACAGACGAUGGCAUUCUCGCGCUAUCAAACUACAGAUUGUUUUUGUUGAAAAAUUCAACUGGUGCGGAAACUUCCGUGCCCCUAGGAUUGAUUGAAUCUACCAGAAUACACGAUCUAUUCCAUCUGAUCGUCAGCUGCAAAGACGCCAGUACAGUAAAAUGCUCAUUUGCAACAUCAGAACAGUGCGCCGAAUGGCACCGGCGAACGUCGCUCUCGAUUGGUGUUCCGGAAACGUUGGAGUCACUGUUCGCAUUUCCGUUUCACGCGUGGGCCUCGGAAUCGCCCACACUCAACCAGGAUAACGAAUGGUACGGUCGGUUGCAGCGGGUCGGAAACUACGACGACGAUUUCCGCAAAGAAGUCGACCGGUUACAGUUCGAUUUGCAAGGGGCCUGGCGCAUAAGUCACGUCAAUGCCGAGUUCAAAUUGUGUCCUUCCUAUCCCCGCCUCUUACUUGUUCCGGCUUGUAUUUCGGACGACACGCUACAAAAUGUGGCCAGCUUUCGAAGUUCACGUCGUAUCCCGGCCGUAGUGUGGCGGCAUGAACGAACAGGUGCAGUCAUCGCCCGGUGUAGUCAACCGGAAGUCGGUUGGCUGGGCUGGAGAAACUCCAAAGACGAACAACUACUCAAAGCUCUCUCCGAUGCUUGUUCGUUCGAUCGAGGCACACAGGAAGUUAGGACAAGACACAACUCAACGGCAUCCAGCGAAAGUAAUCCUCCCAGUCCCGAGGGAAGCCACGAAGAGGUGGAAAUGGAGGAACCCAAAAAGAUCCUUAUAGUCGACGCACGAUCGUACACUUCGGCCGUCACGAAUCGAGCCCGCGGAGGAGGAUGUGAGUGUGCCGAAUACUAUCCGAGCGCAGAAAUUCAGUUCAUGAGCUUGGGAAACAUCCACGUUAUCCGGAAAAGUUUUCACGCUCUGAGGCAACUUUGUUCAUCACAACCGGAUAUACCAAAUUGGUUAAGUCUACUAGAACGUACUAUGUGGUUGCAACACAUGUCUGGCCUCUUGGCUGCAUCAAUGGUUGUCUGUCAUGCGAUUGAGCGAAGUGGACGACCUGUUUUGGUUCAUUGUUCCGAUGGAUGGGAUCGUACUCCCCAGAUCGUUGCAACUGCACAGCUAUGUCUAGAUCCGUACUACCGCACGAUCGAGGGUUUCAGGGUACUGGUUGAACGCGAAUGGCUGAGUUUUGGACACAAAUUCUCCGACCGAUGCGGUCACGGUCCCGGCUCGGAUGAAACCAACGAACGCUGUCCGGUAUUUCUACAAUGGCUCGAUUGUGUUCACCAAAUCCAUCAGCAGUUCCCAUGUAGCUUUGAAUUUGAUAUGGGCUACCUGAUCAAAUUAGCACAGCAUUCGCAUUCUUGUUUGUUCGGAACGUUCCUAUGUAACACCGUCAAAGAACGAAUAGAGAACAGUGUGCCGGAUCGCACUUUCUCGGUGUGGCCUUUUCUCUCCGGUCCAAUGUAUAAAAACCAUCUGUACGUGCCGAACCGGGAACGGGUUCUGUGGCCUGCACACAGCGUUAGAGAUUUGAGACUGUGGACCGAAGUUUAUCUGGGAAGCUGGGGCGGAAACCAAAGUACGGCCGACUAUCCCGCCAAUGGCGAAGGAGUUGCCGGACAGGAACACAGCGGUUCGAUGACAAAAACUCGUUCAUAUGGAGACUUGAUGACCGGAGUCAAUGCCGGUGGUUUAACUAGGCGUUCCAGCGAUCCGAACAUGACAGUCGAUUCUAGCAUGCUUGCCGGUACACUCAACCUUUCCCAGGAAAACUCAAUCGACUCGAACCUAUCCUCCGAUCGGGAAAUUUCCCCGGACCUCAUCGAUCACCACACCAGCUCGCUGGCCAUGAUUCAACACACCACUCAAAAGCUACAAAGCCUUACUCAGGAGCUCAAUCAGUCCGACGAAGAGCUGGAAAACAACAUUAAAAACACAAAGCGGGGCCCUCCAACCCUGAACGAAAUAAACUCAACCUCUAGUCUUUUUAUGAACGGCAGUAGUAGUGAUAGUUACAACUUUAAACCAAUUGUUCCUGAACAGCAAACGCCAGCGGCCGCCGCAGUUCCCAACUCAUCAACGCCUCCAAACCCUCUUCAAAGGCAUCACCAACCCCCAACCUCCGUAACCGCAACCGACAUCGACGAGAACACUUCACGAAUUAUCAAAAUCGAAAACUACUUGGAAAGCAGCAUCAGCAACAGCAACAACAUUGCUGACGGAUCAGAAGACACGACAGAUGGCGAUGACCGAGGACACAGUCCGAUGCGGGUGAUCGCCAAACCGAUUCCGGCCAUCGCGGACCCACAGAAUCUGGGAACUGGAAUCGACAUGAUGGAGAGUGUAGACUUGAGCGGAAAAUCUCCUUCUCCGCCGGCCAUCCAAUCGUCACCGCAGCACGCCGGAAAUCUAUGGCACGGAUCGGUCGAAACCAGCACCGACACCUUGGUCCCGGUGGAUCAGUACUCGUCGCCGAAACGGAUCAUCCAGCUGAGUGAAAGCAGCGCCGAGGAUGAUUCGACAGCUGCUCCGCUGAAGAUCUCGGACAAUGAUUCCGCUGUUCCGGCCACCGUCGCCGGCGCUAACCUUGAGAAUAGUAUUAGUUUAGACAUUACUAGUAACGGUAGAUACGAACACAAAGACUUGAACGAGGAUAGUAACGAUGGCGUCUUUAGCGCCGGUUCUACCCAGACCACUGGUGAUAGUAACGGAUGUGAUCUUAUUAGUGAUAGUAAAGACUAUGAUAAGAAAAACUUCAAUCAAGCUAUUUUCGGAAACGAUACUAAGCAAAACGAUACACCAAAGGAGCAGGUGGACAACAGCAACAGCCGGUUACGAACCAGCGUUGUCAUACCGGGGGUUUUCGGACGAUCGAUUUCCUCAAAUCAAACCACUGAUAGCACUAGCGGCGGUGAUAAUUCGAGCAAAGUUAAAAACUCUAAUGCACCAAUGAUGGACGAAAGUAUCAUCAUACAGCCACAGUUCCAACAGUUAGAAAUCAAUGGCAAGAAUUCGGAAUCGCAUCAACAACAACAACAGCAGCAGGGUCUUCGCCAGCAUGGCUCCAAUUUCAACAACGGCAUCAACAAUGUCAGUAAUCAAAUGAUGCUGGCAAACCAUCAUCAUUAUCAACAGCAGCCACCGACGUCAGGGGCACUCCAUCAACCGCAAAACCAGCGCCGGAGACGCAAUUCAUCCAACUCGAAAAAUGAUAUGAGCCCCAACAAACCCACUACCAAUGGAAGUAUAUCCCCAAGUGCCACAAAUUCCCGCUUCUCGACGCCCGGUGUUCGCUCACUGCCACUGACUCCGCCGAGUGUACCGUUUUCUGCCGAGCGUCCUCCGGUGGCCGCCCUGUCCUGCCCGGAUGGAUUGGCCCACGCUCUCUCGGAACAGAACCUUCGCCUGCAGCAAAUCGUCUACGAACAUCGGUUACGCGAGGAAGCUCUCCAGCGUGAACUGUAUGCCACCCGAUUGGCGCUGCUGAAGAAAACAUGCCACAGCUGUAAUAAUCAGCAGUUCGCUAACGACGACCCGGUUUCCCUUAGUUAUCAAAUCUGUAGCGGUGAAGGGUUGUUGUGGCUAGAAUCGAAUACGAGUUCUAUGACUAUCUCUAGUGUAACGUUCAAAAUUGACCUAACUACCGAUGAGUGCGUACUGGGCAAUGCUAGUAGCACCUUUGAGACAGAUGAAAAAUGUAGAUCAUCAACGACACCAGCAUCAACAACGACGACACUUGACAACGAUGAAUGGUCCCCCGAACGACUCAAGGACCGGUGGCAGAAAGCCCGGGAUCAGCUGACUGGAACCGGCCGGGUCUGCGGUACCAUUCAAAAACUGCUCGAUCGAAUCCGAGCCAAGCGCAAUCGAAUCUACACUACUGCUAGUGGUUGUAGAGACGAUUGUGACACAUUUGAACCAUUGACCUCGAUGGUCGAUUCGAUAUGCGAAAACGCUUCUAACUGUUCCUGGGAGGCGGUAGAUGAACGCAGUGCGCCAUCUUCGGGUGCCAACUCAUCCCAGCAGAUAACCAACAGCGUACUCUGGGUACCGGACCAUGCUGUGUCCCGAUGCACCAUCUGUCAAACGGAGUUCUGGCUUGGCCGAAGGAAGCAUCACUGUCGUUCGUGCGGGCAAAUUUUCUGCGCCGACUGCUCCGAGUACUGGGCACCACUCCCGGAAGAAAAACUAUUCCAACCGGUGCGACUGUGCGAGUCCUGCUACAUAAAUGUGACUGGAAAAAUUACCAACAGCCAAACAUCAGCAAUGGUUGGAAGUACAAUAGCGAACAGUAACAUCAGCAACAACAACCAUCACCAGAGCAAUAGCAUGAAUGGAAGUGUCCAAUCUCUAGCUACAAAAUCCCAGCGCAAUGCCUCGAAUCCAUCGCAGCAGGUAUGCAGUCAAAAUAAUAGCGUAGCGGCAGGACUACUAACAUCGGUCAGUACCGCCACCGCUGGAGGCUUGCCAAGUAGCUUGGACAACUGUAAACAACAGGUUACCACCAACUCGAGCUGCAGUGCCAGUGCCCACAUGAGCGCUGAUCGAGGAACGUGCAAAGCUACCACCGCCACAAAUUAGAAACGCCGCUAUGUUUAUUGAACGCCGUACCUGCCGGUGACUCGUGGUGUCGCUAUCGCUCAUAAGUCCCUAAAUGAAUUGUAAAACAUUGCUUUAAAUUGUUCUUUUUCUAUCUAUAUUAUUUAUGCCUUUCCUGUAUAGAAUGAUUUUAACUUUUGUCGACCACUUCCUAGUUUUUUAAUGCGUUUUAUUUUAUUUUAUUUACAAUCAGAAGAAUUAGGGUCAUGUAAACAUUCUUGUUAAAUGAAAAAAAAAAACACAGAACAAAAAAAAUCAAAGUACUACAUAACGAUAAAUGCAAUUCUCACAUACACACAAACAAUGUUAAUGUACUACUACAGAAGAAGCUUUUCGUAGAGAGAGAGAAUAUAUAUGAAAUAUAUAAUGUUACAAGUGGUAUAAUAUUGAAUAUAUACGUCAGCAAAGCUAUAAAUUACAAUAAAUAUAAAAAAUACCGAAACAAUUUAGAACAUACUGAGCAUAAAUAAAGAAAACAAUUCAAAAAUAGGCAAAAAAGAUACAACAAUACAGCAAAAGAUCACCAUUUAUUGUAUAGAUGCAGACGCAAAUUAGUAAUGUAUGAAAAACUAUCGAGUGAAAGCUAAUCCUGUGAAUAUGUGUGAACAACUUUUUUUUGUAUUUCCUAAAACAACCCGAAACUUCCCUGGUGGAAUUGUUGAAGUAA